Messenger RNA from Xenopus laevis (African clawed frog), 2757 nucleotides. It is a transcript of the gene mlph.S, whose product is annotated as melanophilin. The record is from RefSeq and is a predicted model, not a curated record. NCBI's taxonomy places the organism in Eukaryota, Metazoa, Chordata, Amphibia, Anura, Pipidae. The coding region runs from base 221 to 2131 and encodes 636 amino acids. The transcript has 17 exons.
AUAUACAUGUAUUACAGGUUUUCCAAUGGUUUUAAAGUGUAUUCCUAUUCCCUAUCCUUGGGGUUCUGAGUUUGGAAAUGAUGUAGCAAAAGCCAUCUGAUUUUAAGACCUGUGAAAAAACUAGCAAGACUCACUUCUGCAACAUUGUUUCAAGAUAAUAAAGAAAUAAUCCCAGGAGAGAAGCGUACAGUGGCACUGGGAUUCCAAACGUUUAUUUAUCAUGGAGAAGAAGCUGGAUUUGUCCAAGCUAAACGAUGAUGAAGCUAAACACGUCUGGGAGGUGGUUCAGAGAGACAUUAACCUGCGCAAAAAGGAGGAGGAGAGAAUUGAGGACCUGAAGGAAAAGGUAGAAAAGGAAAGCAGCAAGAGGGAACUUCUCUCCAACCAGAGACACCUGAAUGAGACUCACUGUAUGCACUGCCUGCAACCCUUCCAGUUCCUCCUCAACAGCAAGCGCCAGUGCAAAGACUGCCAGUUUCAUGUCUGCAAGAACUGUAGCCGCUACAACAAGAAGGAGCUCGGCUGGGUGUGUGACUCAUGCAGAGUGGACAGGUUGGUGAAGGCUGGAUCACUGGACUGGUAUUAUGAUCAUGUUCGAUCUCGUUUCAAACGAUUUGGCAGCGCUAAGGUAAUGCGCUCCCUUUACAUGAGGCAGCAGUUGGACGCAAGAGGAGCAUCAGGUCUUCAGAACAAAGUGAACAGCUUACCAGAUAUCAAUAGAGAAUAUCUACGCCAGGCUCGGGCUGGGAUGUUCCAUGAUGAUGAGGAGGACGUCAUAGAUAGUGCUGAAGCUCAACGCUACAAUAUGAUGCGCAAAACCAAGCGCAAGCUCUCCGUUCACCCCUAUGAUUUUGAUAUGGAUUCUGAGUACUCAACUCAGUCCCGCAGACAAUCAAUGCAGCUUUCACCAACUCUAGAACAGGAUGUUUUCCAGUCAUUCUCUGAGCGCCCCAGUGCUGGUAGAGAUUUUACAUCUCAGAAGGAGUCUUUAUUUGCUGAAGCUGAUCUUGCAUCCAUGUUCCACCACAUCCUACAAGAGCAAGGGCAGAAUGCUGCAUCCCCAGAGCAAGAGUUCAGUACUGAAGUCCGACUAACUGUCAACUCUCGGCGCCUUAGCCUUGACAACACUGGGAGGCCAAAACUUCCCUUCCUAACAGAAUCCCAAAUUAGCAACUAUUUCCCUGACCCUCAACUAACUCGCACCCGCUAUCUCCCUAAAGGCAGCCCCUCCCUUGCACCCAAGAGGUCACAGUACUCUGGAGACAUGGACACCUCAGAAGAAGAAGGAGGGGCUAUUCCUAAAGCUCCCCCUAGGAGGCGAAGCAGAGCUUCAUCUCAAGAGAACGUGCAUCAUGGUGGUAGUCAGAUCUCUGAUUUGAACAAGCGUAUGUCAGCUAUUGAACGGAUGUUAAACCGUCUAGAGGAGAGACUAUCAGUAAAUUCAGAUGAGUCUGCAGGCCCUGGAGUGCAUACAGAUGCCGACAUUGAAGAGGAGACUCUAAAAAGGAAGUUAGGUGAACUUGCCAGUAACAUUAGUGACAAAGGAGGAUCAUCAGAUGAAGAGAAGAUCCCCAAACUCAAGUCAUCUAAUAAGGAACAGACUACUGAGGCCCAGAAGGUUUACAGGGCAGCAGAAAAAACAUACACAUUGGAUAAGAAUCUGCGAGAACUAGAGGAGCGUGCCUGUCAGAGUGGUACCACUGAUUCUGAACUGUCAGAGCUGGAAGUCAAUGUGGCAUCAGCAAUUGCACAAGUCCAGCAGACAGAAAGUGAGGUAUCAGACAUUGAAUCGAGAAUAGCAGCUCUGAGUGCAGCAGGACUCACUGUCUCCCCUGUAGACAAAGCCAAAAGAAAAUCAAGUUCUCGAGUUUUUGUUCCUGCCAUUUCCCGGAGUAUAGAACCAUUCCAGGAAUCAACUCCUGAUAUGUACAUCAUGUCAACUCCUAGUGAUGCCAAGAUUCUAGCCAUGCAGCAUGCUCUAAGGAAGAAGUUUAACAUUGACCCAGAUGCCACAGAUUUACCAGUUGAAAAAAGUGCAAUGUACUGCGGUUCCUUGACCCAGCGCAAUCCAAAUGGGAAGAACAGAAAGGCAGACCGCAUCUUUUCCAAACCCAUUGUGACUCAGAGAUGACGCACUGAUUCCUUUUUUUGUCGUUCACACCUACAUCCAACUGCCGUACUGCAAUACUGCCCUAUAUAGACCCAUGUGAUCCUCAGGUUAUGUUAUGUUUCUGAUAUUUCUGCUCAUGGAGGAAUAGAACUGGAACAUGGAUAAAUAGGGAAUGAGAGGAAUGAAAAGAUAAUGUAGUCUGAAUUUGAGGGAUGUUUUUAUAUUGCAGGUCCAGAAAGUUACCUUCACCUAUAUCAAAUUAAUAUACUGUGUAUCCCAUGCAUUCCCGCAACUUGAUUUUCUGGCUUUAGGUCUCCAUGUCAUUAGAACAUUUUAGAUGAAAUGUUCAAAAGUUCUCGUGCCUUUAGCUAUUGGUUUCCAAUAUGUGGCCCCCCAGUAUCAUGGACAUUGUGAAAAGAGUCAUUGUAACAGCUAUAAAUGACAUUCUGGAACUUCAGCAAAAAACUGGGAGCUCCAAGUUACCUAAUCCUGACUGAGAACAAGCAAAGAGCAUUGUGAGAUGGAGCCUCAUUAUAUACUCUCUGUUGUAUCUAGUCCUUAUUUGUAUUAUACAUUAUUGCUUUAAAAUAAAUAUAUAUAGUUUGCUUGUUUACCGCUGACUUGAAUUAAAAUCUUGGAGAAACUAA